UAUUUUCUCAAAUUUAAAACAUUAAAUUUUAUAACAAUGGAAAAUAUGUUAUUUUAUUUUUUUUCAAUACUUAAUUUUAACAUGCGCGCGCAUUGUUAAAGUUAGGUUGAAGUUAUGACGUACGCGAUAUGUGCAAUGUAGUUGCGCGUCUCUAACAUUAAUUAUUAUCUUAUUAUUGCUUGCGGGCGUCGGCAAAAAAUUUAUUUUUGUUUUAAAUAUAUUUUAUUAUAAAACAGAAAAAUAUGAAUCAUUAAUUAUAAUUUAAAAUUGAAAUUUUUAUUUACGAUUUAAAGUAACAGUAUAUAAACUACAAAUUAGUGUUUUAGCUUUGUAUUUACUUAUCAUCAUGUCAAUUCGUCGUAAAACUGAUCCUUUUAUGAUACAACGAAUAUGGGAUGCUAUCAAAAUAACUGUACAUCAAAGAAGUUUACCAAGUAAUGAUCGUAUGGUACGGCAUUUAGCUCGAGUUUAUGGAAUUACAGAACAAGAGGCACAAGAGGAAUUAAAUAAAGCUGUUGAUGAUGGACUUGUUUAUUUAAAAAAAGUACCAACAAAAAAUGGUAUAGAACAAGAAAGUUAUAGAUUACCAUCUGAUAUUAUACCUAAUGAUGGUCACGAUUGGUACUGUUAUAAAUGUCAGAAAGCCGGAAUAGUGGAAUGUUGUCAACAAUGUCACAGAGUUUAUCAUCCUGAAUGCCAUAUGCUUAGUAAUGUUAAAUUAAAAAUAUGUAAUUUCUGUGAAAGUAUAAAUAAUGAUACAUACUCAGAUAAAAUUGAUCUCAACCAUAUUUUAAGUUUUACUUGUGGACAUUUGAAAGCAAAAUUGCCACCAGAAAUUACAAACCGUACUAUUGUUUUUAACAAUGAUCCUAUUGUUACACCAGCUAAUAGAUACUCAGGUACAACUUGGAUUAGUGAAGGGGAAGAUGCAUGGCGACCAGGUGUUCUUAUAAAACACCAUAUGGAUUUAGCUAUUAUGGAUACAAAAAUUAAGAAAAAUGAAUAUAAUAAUUUGGCUGAGUUUCAAGCUGAUGCACAUAAUAUUUUACACAAUAUUAUUAUAUAUCAUGGAACACAUAGCAUAAUUGGAGAAAUGGGUCAUACAAUGUAUCAAGAUUGCUGUUAUGAUCUUCAAGAAAUUCGUCGUUGUGCUGACUGCUAUAGAAUAUCUAAUGAAAAAUCAGAGAAACUGUGGUUUUGCAUACCUUGUAAUCCACCACAUCAGUUAGUUUAUGCAAAACAAAAAGGAUACCCCUACUGGCCAGCUAAAGUGAUGCAAGUUAAUGGCAACGUUUAUGACGUCCGCUUUUUUGGAGGUCAUCACAUGCGAGCCAACAUCGAAAAAAUGUUCAUUCGGCCGAUUACUACCAGUCUACAAAGUUUACAGAUAAAAAGAUCCACUGCUUGGAACAGAGCAUUUGAUGAACUGAAGCAUCAUCAGAAUUUGCUGCAAAAGUCGGGCACAACCAUCGAAGAAUUGGACAUCGACGACGAUAAUGAGGGACCUAAACCGAACAAAAUCCGAAAUAUAGAGUCAUCAGGUUCAAAAAAUACAACGGGAAAUCCUACGAAACAACUUUUUAAGGAUUUAAGAGUUAAAGUAGAACGUCUCAGUUCGGAUAGUCACAAUGAUAUACCGUCAAACCAAAAGGGAAUCGAACAUAAUGAACGUUCUUCAAAAAGUAAAGCUAAAAGUGAAGAAAGACAAGUACCUUGUUUGCCAGUAGCAGAAGAAGAACCUGCAAGAGAAAUAUCCAGUACAUGUCCUCAAGGUUUGAAGAAAGAAGGUUCUCAAGAAGAUAUGGUCACUUCUAGCUCUCAAGAACCAAGAACCAAGUGUGUUUUUGUACAAACAGAACAAAUACAAACAGAAAAAUUACCAGCAAAGAUAAAAAGAGAACGCAGAACGUCAGAACAACCUACUACAACAGCAUUAGAAAAAUUACGUCGUGAAUUGGAAUUGGAGAAAUGUAAAGAAUUAGAAAAAUUACAAGCUGAACAUGCUAAAGAAUUACGACAACUAACAGAUAGACAUCAACAAAUUAUAUCAGAAAUAAAGAAGAAACAAUGGUGUUAUAAUUGUGAAGCUGAAGCAAUAUAUCAUUGCUGUUGGAAUACUGCAUAUUGCAGUACUGAUUGUCAACAAGUCCACUGGCAACGUGAACAUAAAAGAGUUUGCCGUCGAAAACGUUAAAUUAAUAAUGGAUAUAAUAAAUAUAAUAAUAUUAAAUUUAUAAGAAAAAAAUUAAAAUUAUUGUAUUUGAAAAAAGAGGAUACUUUGUAGAAGUAUAUUAAUAUAUUCUUGACACUAAUUUGACAUGCCUUGAUGUAAGCUUUCUGAAUGAAGGCAUUUAUAAUAUGUAUGCAAACAAAUGUAAAUCCUUUGAUUUGUAAUUAUUAAUUAUAAUUAUAAGUAAAAAUGUAAAAAGAUAAUAAGCGAUAUUAUUAUAUAUGUAUAUUUGUUUUCAAACUCAA
Messenger RNA from Apis laboriosa (Himalayan honeybee), 2475 nucleotides. RefSeq names its product zinc finger MYND domain-containing protein 11. The record is from RefSeq and is a predicted model, not a curated record. The transcript has 7 exons. Bases 347 to 2194 code for a protein of 615 amino acids. Gene Ontology annotation, molecular function: protein binding; transcription corepressor activity. NCBI's taxonomy places the organism in Eukaryota, Metazoa, Arthropoda, Insecta, Hymenoptera, Apidae. Gene Ontology annotation, biological process: regulation of transcription elongation by RNA polymerase II.